Molecule: messenger RNA, 1495 nt
Organism: Prunus mume (Japanese apricot)
Lineage: Eukaryota; Viridiplantae; Streptophyta; Magnoliopsida; Rosales; Rosaceae
Gene: GA2OX8
Product: gibberellin 2-oxidase 8
Source: RefSeq, a predicted model, not a curated record
UGGAACAAUGUAGGACGUAUAUAGACAAUUGAUUUUUGGUGAUCAUAUCUAGCAAUUUCGAAGCUCAAGUCAAGACCGGUUCUUGGUUCUCUAAAAUAAGCAAUUUCAUAUAUAUCACUGAAUCCGGUAGCUAGCUUGAGGUGGCGCAUUGCUUAUGAUAAAAGGAGGAAUAUUAUUAAUAAAGUUUUGAGAUGUUAUUGAAGGUUCCAGAACAGGUGCAGAAUGGGGUCUGAGGAAAAUCCACGUGACAGCUCCCUGUGGCUACAGCCUUUAAUAAGCAUCAUGGACUCGGACCCACCAUUUCACAAGGCCUACAAGACCCUUUUCGACAAAACCGCGGACAAGGCCACCGCCAAUAUAAUCAACAGCAACAGCAACAACAACAACAAGGACCAUGAGGAGAUGCUGCAGCUUGUCAUCGUCGAGGAAUGCGACCUGCCGCUGAUCGAUCUGCGGAGGUUGGAGCUCGGAGAAAGGGAAAGGGAAGAGUGCAAGUCAGAGAUAGCUAGGGCUUCUCAAGAGUGGGGUUUCUUUCAGGUUGUGAACCAUGGGGUUUCUGGUCGGCUGCUUCAGAAGAUGAAGAUUGAGCAAGAGAAGGUGUUCAAGCAGUCGUUUGAUAAGAAGAGUCAGGAGGACAAGCACUUGAAUUUCUCUGCCGGUAGUUACCGUUGGGGAACGCCUUCAGCCACAUGCCUAAGACAAUUGGCUUGGUCUGAAGCGUUUCACAUUCCACUCAAAGACAUUUCCACCUCCUCAGCAGCUGGUCUCGAUUAUAAUCUCAGCUCGACAAUGGAACAGUUUGCUACAACAGUUUCAAGUCUGGCACUGAACUUGGCUGAAAUUUUAGCUGAGAAAUUGGGUCACAAGUCGACAUUUUUCCAAGCAAAUUGUUUGCCCAGCACGUGCUAUCUCCGAUUGAAUCGAUAUCCACCAUGUCCCAUCCCUUCUGAGGUGUGUGGGUUGAUGCCACACACUGAUAGCGACUUCCUUACAAUUUUGCAUCAAGACCAGGUUGGAGGACUGCAGUUGGUCAAGGAUGGGAGAUGGAUCGCGGUUAAACCUAAUCCUGCGGCCCUAAUCAUCAACAUCGGAGAUUUAUUUCAGGCAUGGAGCAACAAUGUGUACAAGAGUGUUCAACAUCGAGUUGUCACGAAUUUGGCAGUGGAACGAUUCUCGACAGCAUAUUUCCUAUGCCCUUCGUAUGAGACUGUGAUACAAAGCUGCCGUGAGCCUUCGGUGUAUAGAAAAUUCAGCUUCGGGGAGUAUAGGCGGCAAGUCCAAGAGGAUGUUAAAAUGCUGGGUUCCAAAAUAGGUCUUCCUAGGUUUGUUGUAUAAUUAAUAAUUAGGUAAGCCAUUAGUACCGCACAGAUGAGUUUUGCUAGUACAUCAUUAGGGUUAUCUAAAUAUAUUUGGGGUGGGGGCAAUGGAAAUUAAGCUUAAUCUUAUAUUAGGCAUGGAAAUUAAGCUCGUUUAUUAGUCAAUUUUGAUUGGCUAU